This is a messenger RNA of Hyposmocoma kahamanoa, 731 nucleotides long. It is a transcript of the gene Spase25, whose product is annotated as signal peptidase complex subunit 2. Bases 121 to 675 code for a protein of 184 amino acids. The transcript is spliced from 5 exons. The record is from RefSeq and is a predicted model, not a curated record. Gene Ontology annotation, cellular component: signal peptidase complex; membrane. Lineage: Eukaryota; Metazoa; Arthropoda; Insecta; Lepidoptera; Cosmopterigidae. Gene Ontology annotation, biological process: protein targeting to ER.
UAACAUCAUCAAAGCUCAAAUGAUAACGUUGACUGCUAGUAGUUUGUGUUGACUGCCGAGUUGUAUUCGGGAUCUAAACGAUAAAAUAAUCUUAAAAUUUAAAUAAAAUCUCAGGAUACUAUGGCAGAAUCUACAGAGCCAGUAAAGAUAAAUAAAUGGGACGGCGCCGCUGCCAAAAAUGCCAUUGAUGAUGCCAUCAGAGAGGUACUGACUAGAGAUCUAAAAUGUAAGGAGAGUUUUGCGCUCAUAGAUGGGAGGUUAUUCCUAUGUGCAUUAGCGGUUGGCGUCGCUUUAUACGCCCUUCUUUGGGACUAUCUUUAUCCAUUCCCUCAGUCAAGACUGGUGCUGAUAAUCUGCGUGUCUUCAUACUUCGUGCUGAUGGGAAUCCUGACACUUUACACAACAUUCAAAGAGAAGGGAAUCUUUGUAGUUGCUAAAGAAAAAGUUGGGAACAACACUAGAGUUUGGGAAGCCAGCUCUUAUGUUAAAAAACAUGACGAUAAGUACAACCUAGUGCUCGUAAUGCGCGAUUCGACCGGCAAGCUGCGCGAGGCGUCCAUCAACAAGUCCUUCGCCAACUACAUCGAUACCAAUGGCACCGUCGUCCAGAACCUGGUCAUCAGCGAGGUCACAAAACUUUACAACUCUCUCUCGUCUGAAAAGAAAGAGAAGUGAUUGUCUCAAUUUUGUAACUGUAAUUAUAAGGUCUGAUUUAUAUUACAAUAAAUGGU